Messenger RNA from Medicago truncatula (barrel medic), 1083 nucleotides. RefSeq names its product haloacid dehalogenase-like hydrolase domain-containing protein 3. The coding region runs from base 163 to 924 and encodes 253 amino acids. The record is from RefSeq and is a predicted model, not a curated record. Lineage: Eukaryota; Viridiplantae; Streptophyta; Magnoliopsida; Fabales; Fabaceae. The transcript has 5 exons.
UCAAUGGACCGUUUCUGAUUUCUACACAAAGUAUCAACCCUUUUCAGCUUUCUUAGCUUCUGGCUUUACUAUCGAUUUUGAAGGAGUUCAGUACUUUGCCCUGUACUGGAAAACUCUUCUGAACAACAUAGCCAACUGAGGGCCUCUCUAAUUUUUGCAACCAUGUCAAUUUUGCCUAAACUACGCUGUGUCACUAUAGAUGUUACCGGCACCCUAAUGGCUUACAAAGGGGAGCUUGGUGACUACUAUUGCAUGGCAGCCAAAGCUUCCGGCCGUCCAUGCCCAGACUACAAACGUAUGCAUGAGGGCUUUAAGUAUGCAUAUAAGGACAUGGCAAAGAAGUAUCCGUGUUUCGGGUUUGCAGCCAAAAUGCCGAACAUUGUGUGGUGGAAAACCUGCGUGCGAGAUUCUUUUGUCAGGGCUGGAUAUGAAUACGACGAGGAGACAUUUGAAAAGAUUUUCAGGCGCAUCUAUUCAUCCUUUGGUUCAUCUGCGCCAUAUACUGUCUUUCCAGAUUCCAAACCAUUUCUUAGAUGGCUUCGCGGAAAGGGUCUCAAAGUUGGCAUUGUUAGCAAUGCUGAGUAUCGAUAUCGAGAUGUGAUUCUUCCAGCUUUAGGUUUAAAUCAGGGAUCUGAGUGGGACUUUGGCGUGUUUUCCGGCCUUGAAGGUGUUGAGAAGCCAGACCCAAAAAUUUAUGAGAUUGCACUUGAGAGGGCUGGUAAUAUUGCACCUGAAGAAGCUUUGCAUAUUGGCGAUAGCAUGCGCAAAGACUAUGAGCCAGCUAAGAGCAUAGGGAUGCAUGCACUAUUGUUGGAUAGAUUUAAGACACCAGAAGCUGUGGAAUGGAGGAAGUCCGGCGCAGUUGUUCUUCCCGACUUAACGACAACACAAGAAUGGCUCUCUUCAGAGAAGUCAACUUCCUAGAGAGCCAUGCUUGAGGAUACCUGUUGACAGGAUUGUGAUCUUCUGAUGUAGCUCUACCAUAACUUUGUAAUGCAGUCGUACUCAAAUGAUACUUUCUCUUCCUUGUUUACUUAGUUUCCUAUGUAUUUUACUUUCUGUUCCUGUUAAAAGUUUUUUUUU